This is a messenger RNA of Symbiodinium sp. CCMP2456, 377 nucleotides long. The record is from the annotation of a GenBank genome assembly. Lineage: Eukaryota; Dinophyceae; Suessiales; Symbiodiniaceae.
AUGACGUCCAUGCAUGUGGAUCCAAAGCUAAAGGGGGAAUUGAAGAUGCGGAAUUUGAAGAACGUCGGGCGUCUGGUGGACAGUGCCGAGUUGCUCGUGAAGGCUAUUCAGAAGGACUCACUGGUGCAGCAGCUUGCGAUCAACAGCCCUGUCGUGGCUCAUGUGAUCAACAGCCCUGAUGCAUUGAAGAAGAUGUUAAGAGCUGCCUUCCCAGACUUCAAUGCACUGGACCACUUGCAGGACAAUGUCAACGCCCGCGUCUACGACUUGAGCAGAUCGUCGUGGGACUUGCGCCGAAUUCGGUCCAUCCACUACACUGGACCACUGAAGCCUUGCUACACUCACGCGGAGGAUUUUGCGGAGGAGGACUGGGAUCA